GCAAAAUUAAAUAAAUCAUUUCUCUUUUGUUUCCAAUAUAUAAACAAUGCCCUUACUUUUUAAAAAUUUCCUCUCAUACAUCCAUCUCCUUCGUCUCACAAUUCUCUGACACACAUCUCAAAGUCAGCGCCACCCUUUCUUCUCUUUUAUUAUUAUAAUUAAUCGAUUUUUUAUGACGAGUAACUUCAACAUGGAGCACUGGGAUUGGCAAGCGGUAACUGGUGAAACUUGCAGCAACAAUGAUGCUUUUUUCUCUUAUAUGGAAAACCCAGAAUUCAGUUUUGGUCCUUUGAGUUUUCAACAUGGAGAUGAAGAUCAUCUCAUGAGUUUCCCAAAAGUUUUUGAACCAAACCCUAAUGUUUUAGAUGAGUUAAUGGAGGAACUUUACAAGCCUUUCUGUCCUGAGUUGAACCCAUAUACAAUACCAGUUCUUGAAGAUCACGCGGAGGAACCAGAGUGCCAAAAACAGCAGCCACUUGUUGUUUCUGGUACAAACAAGGAUUCGACUAAGCCUAAAAGAUCCAGGAAGAAACAGCAACAUAGAGUGGUGAAGCAUGUAACAGGUGAUGCUGGUCUUCAAUCGGAUAUAUGGUCAUGGCGAAAAUAUGGGCAGAAACCCAUCAAAGGAUCACCAUAUCCAAGGAGCUAUUACAGGUGCAGUAGCUCAAAAGGAUGUUUAGCAAGGAAGCAAGUAGAGCGUAGCUGCUCGGAUCCUCGAGUCUUUAUUAUAACCUACACAGCCGAGCACAACCAUGGCCACCCGACUCGACGGACCUCGCUUGCGGGAAGCACUCGCAACAAAUCAUUGACAGUGGCUAAGCCUAAAAACCUUGCCUAUAAAAAUGAACCCCAUGAGGUUGCAGAAUCAACGGUUCUUUCUCCGGCGGUCAUUAAAGAUGAGUCGGUGAAACAAGAGAGCAUAACAAUGGAGGGGGGAAAGAUUCUAACGCCGGACGUAAUGUUGAGCGACGAAUUAGUUGAAAGCUUUGAGGGUUUUGGGGAUUUAUUUGUAGACCAGUUUCCAGAUUUGUCUCACGAAUUAUGGUCCAUGAACGAAUCUGCAACCUUAACUGGUGGUUUGCUGAAUUAGUUUUAGAGCAGGCAUAAUAAGCCAGCCAUGUAAUAACAACCAAAUUGCACACUUGUACCAGCUGAAGAGUGUCUCUUUUGCAGUUUCAGUUUCUGUAAUUCAUUUGUUACAAGGAGUUGAAUAUAUCAUAAUUUUUUUUCUAA
Messenger RNA from Gossypium arboreum, 1233 nucleotides. Its product is annotated as WRKY transcription factor 22-like. Gene Ontology annotation, molecular function: DNA-binding transcription factor activity; transcription cis-regulatory region binding. Gene Ontology annotation, cellular component: nucleus. The transcript is spliced from 3 exons. The coding region runs from base 173 to 1090 and encodes 305 amino acids. NCBI's taxonomy places the organism in Eukaryota, Viridiplantae, Streptophyta, Magnoliopsida, Malvales, Malvaceae. Gene Ontology annotation, biological process: regulation of DNA-templated transcription. The record is from RefSeq and is a predicted model, not a curated record.